This is a messenger RNA of Grammomys surdaster, 3739 nucleotides long. RefSeq names its product STT3 oligosaccharyltransferase complex catalytic subunit A (gene Stt3a). The record is from RefSeq and is a predicted model, not a curated record. The coding region runs from base 103 to 2220 and encodes 705 amino acids. Gene Ontology annotation, biological process: post-translational protein modification. Gene Ontology annotation, molecular function: dolichyl-diphosphooligosaccharide-protein glycotransferase activity. Gene Ontology annotation, cellular component: membrane. NCBI's taxonomy places the organism in Eukaryota, Metazoa, Chordata, Mammalia, Rodentia, Muridae. The transcript has 18 exons.
UCGGGUGCGCCGCUGAACGGAUGGCAGGGGGAGCAGAGUGGUUUCCUGAGGAGCAUCCGUGGGGCAUUUGAAUAUCGUCAGUUGCUACCCAUUGAUGUCAAGAUGACUAAGCUUGGAUUUUUGCGAUUGUCCUAUGAGAAGCAGGACACACUUCUAAAGCUUCUCAUCCUGUCAAUGGCUGCUGUGUUAUCUUUCUCUACUCGUCUCUUUGCUGUGCUGAGAUUUGAAAGCGUCAUCCAUGAGUUUGACCCGUACUUUAAUUAUCGGACUACCCGGUUUCUGGCUGAGGAGGGGUUUUAUAAAUUCCAUAACUGGUUUGAUGACCGGGCUUGGUACCCUUUGGGCCGAAUCAUUGGAGGAACAAUUUACCCAGGCUUAAUGAUCACGUCUGCUGCAAUCUACCAUGUCCUCCAUUUCUUCCACAUCACCAUUGACAUCCGGAAUGUCUGUGUCUUCCUGGCCCCUCUCUUCUCCUCCUUCACCACCAUUGUUACGUACCACCUUACCAAAGAGCUCAAGGAUGCAGGAGCCGGGCUUCUUGCUGCUGCCAUGAUUGCUGUAGUUCCUGGGUAUAUUUCUCGAUCUGUAGCUGGCUCCUAUGAUAAUGAAGGAAUUGCUAUCUUUUGCAUGCUGCUUACUUACUUCAUGUGGAUCAAGGCAGUGAAGACUGGUUCCAUCUAUUGGGCUGCCAAGUGUGCCCUUGCUUAUUUCUACAUGGUCUCGUCAUGGGGAGGCUAUGUGUUCCUGAUCAACUUGAUCCCUCUUCACGUCCUGGUGCUAAUGCUUACAGGCCGCUUUUCUCACCGGAUCUAUGUAGCCUACUGUACUGUUUACUGCCUCGGCACCAUUCUUUCUAUGCAGAUCUCCUUCGUUGGUUUCCAGCCUGUCCUUUCAUCAGAACACAUGGCAGCCUUUGGAGUGUUUGGUCUCUGUCAGAUCCAUGCUUUCGUGGAUUACCUGCGCAGCAAGUUGAAUCCACAGCAAUUUGAAGUUCUUUUCCGGAGUGUUAUCUCUCUGGUUGGCUUUGUCCUCCUCACCGUGGGAGCUCUCCUCAUGCUGACAGGAAAAAUCUCUCCCUGGACGGGGCGUUUCUACUCUCUGCUGGACCCCUCGUACGCUAAGAAUAACAUCCCCAUUAUCGCCUCCGUGUCCGAGCACCAGCCCACAACCUGGUCCUCCUACUAUUUUGAUCUACAGCUCCUUGUCUUCAUGUUUCCAGUCGGCCUGUAUUACUGCUUUAGCAACCUGUCCGAUGCUCGGAUUUUUAUCAUCAUGUAUGGUGUGACCAGCAUGUACUUCUCAGCUGUCAUGGUGCGUCUAAUGCUGGUGUUGGCACCUGUUAUGUGCAUUCUUUCUGGCAUUGGUGUCUCCCAGGUGCUAUCUACAUAUAUGAAAAAUCUGGAUAUAAGCCGCCCAGACAAGAAGAGCAAGAAGCAACAGGAUUCUACUUACCCUAUUAAGAAUGAGGUGGCAAGUGGGAUGAUACUGGUCAUGGCUUUUUUUCUCAUCACCUACACGUUUCAUUCGACUUGGGUAACCAGUGAAGCCUAUUCUUCUCCUUCCAUUGUAUUGUCUGCUCGUGGUGGGGAUGGCAGUAGGAUUAUUUUUGAUGACUUCCGAGAAGCAUAUUAUUGGCUUCGUCACAAUACUCCAGAGGAUGCAAAAGUCAUGUCAUGGUGGGAUUAUGGCUACCAAAUUACUGCAAUGGCAAAUCGGACAAUUUUAGUGGACAAUAACACAUGGAAUAAUACCCAUAUUUCUCGAGUAGGGCAGGCAAUGGCAUCCACAGAGGAGAAAGCCUACGAGAUCAUGAGGGAGCUGGAUGUCAGCUACGUGCUCGUCAUUUUCGGAGGCCUCACCGGGUACUCCUCUGACGAUAUCAACAAGUUUCUCUGGAUGGUCCGGAUCGGAGGAAGCACAGAGACAGGAAGACACAUCAAGGAGAAUGACUACUAUACUCCAACUGGGGAAUUCCGUGUUGAUCGGGAGGGCUCUCCAGUGCUGCUCAAUUGCCUUAUGUACAAAAUGUGUUACUACCGGUUUGGGCAGGUCUACACAGAAGCCAAGCGUCCACCAGGCUUUGACCGUGUUCGAAAUGCUGAGAUUGGUAAUAAAGACUUUGAGCUUGAUGUCCUGGAGGAAGCAUAUACCACAGAGCAUUGGCUGGUCAGGAUAUACAAGGUAAAGGACCUGGAUAAUCGAGGUUUGUCAAGGACAUAAGUGUCACAGUGUGCCCUGACACGCUUCGCACUGAGUGCUUCAGUUGAGGACGCUGAAGAAUUUUUUUUUUUAUAUGCAGUUUAUAAGAACAGCCGGAUGGGAUUAGAAUUGUCUGGAAGUUUUGCCCUGGACAGUAUGGGCUGGGCCAAGUGAAAUGAUUUUUAUAAUUCUGAGCAGGUUACCAAAUGAAAUGUUAUGGCUUUACUUUGGUCAAUUAAAAGGGGGGGGAUUUUUUUUUUAAAUGUGCCUUAUUUGUUUUGACUUAAAUUGGCUGAUACAAGGAGCACAGAAGUGAACGGAUGGAAGACCGUAUCCAUGCUCUAGGUCCCUAAAUGAACUAAACAGAAGCAUUCUUUCUCCUAUCAGCAAACUCAAGGACUAGCUCUGGUUCUACAAAUGCAAACAACUGUGUCACACUUUUUCGUUUCUUAGCACCCAGGUACAAGUCUUUCCAUAUAAUGGGUGCUUAAUACAUUUUUAUCAAAUGAAUAAAUGUUUCUGGGACCAGAGGAGUACUGUUUCUGGGCAAGAAAGACAGCUUUCUUGCUGUUAUGUCUAUGUUUUCGAUGUCUAUUUCUUUAGAAGCUCUUUGGCUUUAUAAGGACAGAAAAUUGCUGGGUAUUCCUGAUCUCUCCAGUAUCCUUUCAAACUAAUGACAGUUAUUUUUCAAAGCAGAAAUGUGAACCAAAAGUGACUAGUCCAGUAGUUCUUAAGACUCAGUGAAACAUAUCAAUCUUAGAGGAAGGUUGAUGAUCAGUAGAGGUUUCUGGAAUCAGAUGUAAUUAUGUAUGAAAUUUAGGUAUUCAAUACUUCACUAAACUAAAACACAGUAAAUGGCUCUUUGCUCAUUUCCUUUAGACUGCACUAAAUCUCUUAGGGUUAUCCACCGUGAACUUCUGUUUUUCUUAGUGUUAGUCCGCUGUGUUCAUAUACCACUUGAGGCUUGAUUACUUGGUUUUGAAUCCCUUGCUAAAUAUAUACUUAGGAAGUGGGAAGUACUGCUACGAGCGGGUACUUUGAUAUCGUUGCCAGUCUGACUGCAAGAAGAGACUUUAAAAAUGUUUUAACUUCAAAGCACAGAGAUCCCAUAGAUAUUUUGUGUCAAGAUAAAUAGCUUUCUGUUCUGUACAAUAGGAUAUUUCAUGUAUUUUACAACAUAGGACAUAAUCACUGAUGUAUAUAAACCAUCUUAAGAUAAUUAUAGUGUUUCUAUUUAAGAAGACAGGAGGUAUAUAUGACUCUUAGCCACAUUGGUACUCAGUGCUUACAUGCUUAGGUGUACUUGUGUACCUAAGGGCUUCUCCUUCAAACCAGUUUAUAUACUGUGUAUUUUAACUGUGGUUGAAAUUUAGAUUUAACAGAUGAUUUGAUAUCCUAUAUGUAAAUACACUAUUUGAUUUAUAUACAGAACUACUACCUAGUGGGAAAGGUUAACCUGAGACUUAUCAGUAUGAUUAAUAUUACAGGUUAUUAGUAAGCUUUCUCUGUAGCAUAAAUGUGAUACCCCCUUUUCAUAUCA